UGCUCGCCUAAAGGCGGUGCUUAUUGACGGAGGCUGUUACUCUACAUGAUUCUCACUGGUGAAUUUCUGCUGCACGUCUGUAUCAAACCCACACGCCGUCCUCAGCGAAACAACUUUCAGCUAAUUUGAUUUCUUCAUUACGGUCACCCUAGGGUUACGCCGGACGUUUUAUGGAUGUUUGUCUGAGGGUUUCAAAACAGCUUCUCGAUGCAAUGGUUUCAAGAGUGGAUCUCCAGUUUUAAACCUGACACACGUGAAUUGGACGGGGAAGUGAUAGUAGUGUAGUCUAGAUGGAUCUCUAUUAAAUUUGGGAUAUCCUCUACCUAACACUUGCGAAUUACAGUUGCAAAACAUGCAGGGACUGGCAAUGAGUUCGGAUCUGUGUUAAGGAAACUUUUAAUGACAGUUUGAUACAACGAUGAUAGAAGAUUAGUAACACGCUUUUGAGGAAUAGUUGUGUUAUCUGUGCUUAACGUUUCUGAAACAUUUACAGAAGUACCUUCAACCAUGACGGACGUGAAGUUAAACUGUACCGACAUUACAUCUGAGGCAAUCUCCCAGGCCCUGUGUAAUGUCUCGGAGAACUUAAUUCAUACAUUGUCCCAGUCGUACGACAGUGGCUUGACAACUACAUCACCCGGAAACGACAGCAACGGGACACUGUUCCGACGGCGUCCCAUGGCCAAGCCACUUGAGAUGAACAUUCAAAUUCCGCUGUAUGUGAUACUGUUUCUUCUGUCGGUGGUUGGGAAUAUCCUCGUCAUUGUGACGCUCAUACAGAACAAGAAAAUGAGAACAAUAACGAACGUGUACCUAUUAAACCUAUCUAUUAGCGACUUGCUACUAGCUGUUUUCUGCAUGCCUUUUACCCUUAUCCCCAUGGUGCUCAAAAACUUUGUGUUCGGAGAAACUAUGUGUAUUACCAUCCGUUAUCUACAAGGUGUUUCAGUCGGAGUCAGUUGCUUUACCUUGGUGGCUAUUUCAAUGGAGCGCUAUUUCGCCAUCUGUAGACCCCUCCACUCCCGGUCGUGGCAAACCCUGUCCCACGCGUAUAAAGCCCUGGCAGUGUGCUGGCUCCUUGCCUUUGUUGUGAUGAUUCCAAUCGCCGUGUUCCAGAAGAUCAUUCACUAUCCCAGAGUCAACGUCAGCAUGUGCGCCGAAGUGUGGGGCGACAAAAACUUGGAAAAAGCGUACGCCAUUGCUCUAAAUUUGAUACUGCUUAUUCUGCCCAUCAUCAUCAUGAGUGUUGCGUACGGGAUGAUCUCCUAUACAUUGUGGCUUGGGAUUAAGAUGGAGGAACAAUCGGAUAGAAAUAAAAAUAAGAAGGACAAAAAUGGCUGCCUGUCGAACAGCGACCACUCACGAGGAAACGGUGCUGGUUACAUGGAGCCUGACUACACAACAACAGCCACCAGCAAUACCAAGAGAACCUUCAGGAAGUUUGAAUUUAACCGAGCAAUGAGGCAGUCAAAUAGCGAGAAAAGUCGUGCCGCCAAGAAAAGAGUUAUAAAAAUGUUGUUCGCAGUUGUGCUGGAAUUCUUCCUGUUUUGGACGCCUACCUACGUCGUGGCAACCUGGAUUGUUUUCCAUGAAGACAGUGCACGGGCGAACAUCUCUCCCCUGACGAAAUCUUUAAUUCAUUUAUUGUCAUAUGUGUCAGCGUGUUCAAACCCAAUCACAUACUGUUUCCUUAACAAGAACUUUCGACAAGGAUUUCUGUCAGCGUUCCGGUGUUUGCGAAGACGUUACAUAUACGCCCGACAGAAUGAGUUGUCUUUCUCUGGAAAUACUGCAACCACUCGCACAGGGGCAACGAACAUGGGGACGUACGAUAAGAUACACGACUCGGAUGAUAUAUCAGAAAAGAGCUUUUGAAGGAUUCAGCUGCAACUGGAACAACAUCCAUUGCAGGUUCAUACUCAACGACAGACUGAUGUCAAUGGAGUUAACCUAUGUUUGAUAUUUAUAUGCAGAUUCAGAAACAAUCAGGAUGAAUACGUUUGGGGACAGGUUUAGUUUUCCAUUAUAUUAUCUUUAAAUAAUAAGCAGCCGGUGGUAGAAGGGGAUUGAGGGGAAGACUGAAACGAGUCGACAUGCGUCACGUGCUCUUUGAAAUUAAUGUUUGUAUUGUAAUAAGGCAAAGGUAACUUUAAUACGAUAACAAUACAGUAAUACUACUGAAACAUGUAACACAGCGAUGAAAGUGAGUAUGUCUGUGAGAACUAUUUUUUUUCAUUUUGUACACAUAGCAAACCACUUGUUCAUCAACAUUCUGACAAACACCUGUUAUGUCUGUCGCAUGAAGCCGACGAUUUCCGAAUGCUAACAAAACGUAAUCCAAUACUGUAAUGUCGUUGCAGAUGUCGUUAUACAUUAUAACGUCUGUGAGCGCCAUGCCAACAACCAAGUGUAUGUAUUAGAAACUUACCCUCAGAUCUUUAGGUACCAUAUCGGAGGUAAAGAUCUGGUCGUUGAGGGAUUGCAGGUACUUAUACACGGGGAAUCUUAUGGGUGAAGUUUACGUUGACUGUGUUUUGAUUACAAUGUACGCUUCGUUACAGAAACGUUUUAAAAUAUUUCAAUAUUUUGUGAUAUUUAAUGUUUUGAAGUGGAAGUGUUGUGAACGCAGGGGUUGUCAAAAGGGUCGGAAACUUUUGAUGUGAUGAAGUCAUAAUUAUUCGGCCAUUGACCAAUAAUAUGGUAUAUACGAUGACGCUCAAUCAGUCCGAAACGUCAAUAUCUGUCUGUGUAUUCAGUGAGAUAUUUCCCAGUACCCGUCAGUCAUUAAUGAAAAGGACACUCUUGGACCAAAUGAUGUACACACUACACUAACUGAAUUCAGAAGUAACUCCGACAAUGUAUUCAUUUGGGUGACAGUUACGUUUUUUAUUUAUUUUAACACAUGCAUAUUUUGGAACAGCAGUGUGGCCUUGUUUAUAGGUAAGACUUGCAAAGUGUCAAAAGUUUUCAACAGGUGCUAUGUUUUGCUAUAAACAAGGACAACCCAACCUUUCUAUUCAAAAGUUCAAAAUUAAAAACACAUCCAUAUUUAUUUUUGUCAAAUGUAUUUGCUCAUGUCAGAGGUGCAAAUUUACAUGUGAAAGAAGACACCUUAGCUGUCAGUCAUUUGAACAUGUUGAUUGUUUUCUUGUCAGUUAUGGAAAUUAUACUUGUUCUUUGGAAGGACUAAUGGUGUCUCUGUUUCACAGGGAUAGGGUCGUCCGGAUUUAUGGGCUUUCCAUUUAGGUACAUUGGAACAAUUGUGAACUUUUACGUAUCUGCAAGUUCUUGUGAAUCACGUAAAGGGUUUUUCGGUUUUCAAAUUACUAUUACCAGCCUAAACAUUAUUGAUACAAAUAUAUGUCGGAAUGUUUCUUUUAGUAGGUAUUUGUACGAUUGUACACAGAUAUACACACUAGUCGUCUGAAGCUCCAACGCUGAACAUUUUGUAAAGUUAUGAAUACACAGUGCCAUUUAGAAAGUAGUCAAAUGUAAAACAUGUUAUAUUUGGGAUGGCACUUUCUGAGAUUCCACCGAAGCAGCGAUGGCUGAGUGGGUUAGACGGCUGGGGAUUAGAUGCCUGACUCCGAUGGUGUGGGUUCGAAUCCCGGAUGGUUCUCAACCCGACAAAAGUAUUAGAAUAUGUAUUUUACUGAGAAAAUGCAAUCCCAAAAAUAACAUGAAUUCAUUUUGAAAAGUUGUUCUUUUAUUUCUGUGAUAAUGAAAAGUCUCAUAGAAGAAAAUAAGAGCAAAAUGAGAAUUCAUGCGAUGUAUUUUCAGCCCCUGCGCGAUUGUUUAGAAUGUUAUUUAUUUCACCGUAUCACCCGUAUUGAUAUUAAUGUUAAAAGCACGUGCCUUGAGCUUCAUUCCAUGUUUUCCAGUUUAUACUGUCAUUAUGUUUCUAUGUUUCUAUGGGACUUAAACGAGCCGCGGUUUCAAGUCGACAUAUUUAAACUCAAGAACGGAAUAAAACAAACAUGCCCUGGCAUAUACAUAUACAUGUACAUGAACGUCUAACCAAACUUGACAUGCAUAAUAUUCUCAGACCGUAUACAAAUCUGGUCGUUACUCUCUGCAAGGGCAGUGUACGGAAACAAAGACCUGCAUCCUAUUCCCAAUGUGGUCUGGCCGGACCGAAUCUGUUUCUGCUGAUCCCGUUACUGAACAGUUGAGCAAGAUCUUCUUCAGAAAGAUCCCCGGAGCGUGCAUGGCCAUUCGAAGUCGUCAUGUUGUUUUCGGGCAGACAACGUCGAUAUUGAUCACGUGACAAGUCAGUAUUGUACAUAUGUUGACGAGUAACUGUUUAAGCUUUGACCAAACCGUUUCGUUUAAGUUUUCUAUUGUUUGGUAAGCACUGAAUAGAAUUAUUUCAUCACUUGAUGUAGAUUAACAUAAGUAUUUUGUACCGUAUAACAUUGGCAACAUAUACACGUAAUUCUUGCACAGAACGAACCACACAUCUGACACGGGUAUUUCCUCCAUAAUGUACAAAACGCCGUCUUGGGUGUAAACUGCGAUGAUUUUCAAACGUACACACUCACAUACUGUUUUAGAAACACAUUUUCCAGUUGGUUCUUAAAUAUUCUCAAGGCGCCGUGUUCUUAUAUCAUAAACACAGUAUUUACUCCAACGACCAGGAACGUUUACGUUUGUAUAUUGACAGGCUUCCAAUCCCAUUUUGGUAUACGGGUUUCGGUGGUCGAGAAGGUAUACUGAGCUCGGCAGUGUGGUACGCAAAUGAAGUCAUAUUUGGCAUACAGAUACAACAUUUGAGUCAGAAAUAGUGGCAUACGUAGAAUAUUCCUUCAUGUAAUAUGUGGAAAGAGAAUCUGAAUUAUGCUUAAAAUUGAGAUUUGUGGUUGUGGUAGCGGGGAUUCAGGGGUCUGCAAAUCUGAUUCAAAGUAUAACUAGAUGGUAAUCAGGAUCCAGUUGGAGAGGGAUAGGCACUGAUAUGUACAUAACUGAUUAGAAAAAGCAAACUACUUGGACUUUCACGAUCAGCCUAUGUC
Molecule: messenger RNA, 5009 nt
Organism: Haliotis rubra (blacklip abalone)
Lineage: Eukaryota; Metazoa; Mollusca; Gastropoda; Lepetellida; Haliotidae
Product: cholecystokinin receptor type A-like
Exons: 3
Coding region: 508-1875 (455 amino acids)
Biological process (GO): neuropeptide signaling pathway
Cellular component (GO): membrane
Molecular function (GO): gastrin receptor activity; neuropeptide receptor activity
Source: RefSeq, a predicted model, not a curated record